Messenger RNA from Scedosporium apiospermum, 1017 nucleotides. RefSeq lists its product as uncharacterized. NCBI's taxonomy places the organism in Eukaryota, Fungi, Ascomycota, Sordariomycetes, Microascales, Microascaceae. The record is from RefSeq and is a predicted model, not a curated record. Bases 1 to 1017 code for a protein of 338 amino acids. The transcript has 3 exons.
AUGACCAGGGGCAUUCUUACCAGCCUUCUUGACACCAUUAAAGCCGAUCCUUGGGCAAUGUGGCUCAUCAGCAGUCAGUAUGACGGCUUUCACCACAUGCGUGCGAACAAGACGUAUAACGACACUUUCUACUUCGGCUGCUGGCAUAGCGCUAUAGCAUGGACGUUCUGUCGGCAGAGCGCGUCGACAAGAGCUAUAUGGAUCACGAGACAGGGAAUCUCGGAGCAUCGAGACUGGGAUAUGGAUGACAAGAGAAAUCCAAUCCCAGAAUUCCUGACUUCACUCGAUUCCUAUGCCCCGUUAACACACGUGCCAUACGUUCUCGCGAUAGCGUUGGCUCUUGCUACGAUGCUGGACUAUGACGCAAGGAUACUUAGGCAGCUUCAGCAGAUCGAAGAAGUAGAGGAGGGAACAGGAUUUACGAGGAAGCAUAUGGUAUCAGGGAAUCUGGACCACGCUUACGACGUGGACAAAUUGACGCAGUGGUCGAGACUUUGCUCCGGGCUACGGAUUAAUACAACCAAUCUCCUUCGUCAUCACGACAAUUGCAUGCGCUUGUUCGAGUACAUUGCCGACUCCGAGAAGGAAGGGCCGAACCUUGCUGCAGGAACUACCUACAGUGGAGAGUACGAUCGCUCAAUGGCGGACAUUCUGGAGAUGACUAGAGUGUUGAAAAUGAGAGCGGACAGCUUUUCCACCUACGCUAGCUAUAUUAGAGACCGAGCUGAGGCACAGGUCAACGUGAUCUUCGCUCUCCUCACUCAUGAGGAUUCAGUUGCCAACCUCAAGUCCGCAGAAGCGUCCAAGGGGAUUGCCGCAGCUGCCAAGCGCGAUAGCAGUGCUAUGAAGACUGUCGCCGUCAUGACCAUGGCAUUUCUUCCUGCAACUUUCCUCGCAGCGCUAUUUGCGUUGCCUGCUCUGGAAUGGGCUAAGCCUGUGGUGGUGAAGAUGGAUGGCUUCGUGUUGUACUGGAUCACCACAAUCAUUCUGACUGUGACUGUGUUUGUCCCGUAUUGA